This is a messenger RNA of Pocillopora damicornis (cauliflower coral), 1170 nucleotides long. Its product is annotated as kelch domain-containing protein 10. The record is from RefSeq and is a predicted model, not a curated record. Gene Ontology annotation, biological process: positive regulation of stress-activated MAPK cascade. Gene Ontology annotation, molecular function: protein binding. Lineage: Eukaryota; Metazoa; Cnidaria; Anthozoa; Scleractinia; Pocilloporidae.
UGCGUUCAUUUUGACAACAUGGCAUCCGAAACGUUACUCGAAACAGUCCGUCCUGCAGCAAACUCCCAGGUUCCAGAGCCAAGAAGCGGGCAUAGAUGUGCAGCUGAUGAUGGAAAUCUGUAUGUUUUUGGAGGUUAUUCUCCACAUAACGAAAAUUACCUUUACCGUGAGUUAUGGCGCUUCAAUAUCGCUACCAAAACAUGGCACUGCGUAAAUACUACCGGUCCCUUUCCGAAUGAGGUAGCCUCAAGUUGUCUUGUCUAUGACAAAGGAAACCUCAUCGUCUUUGGUGGAUCUGGGGUUCCUUUUGGCGAGAGUAAUAGCAAAAAGCUUCACGUGUGCUCUUUGAGGAGACAUCAGUGGUUUGAUCUCACGAAAACUUAUUCUGAUAGAGAAGAAAGUGAUGGGGAAGGUGUUUCACCGAUUGCUGGUUAUGGACAGAGUAUGGUUUUGUCUAGGGACAAGGAAUUGUAUGUUUUUGGUGGUACAACGGGACUAGAAUUCAACUCGUAUUUAUAUCGUUACAGCUUCUCCAAUCACACUUGGGAGUAUGUGAAAAGCCAUAAUCCUCCUGUGCCCCGAUACAGACAUGAGUCUGUUUCCGACGGCGAAAGGUUUUACGUAAUCGGUGGUGGAAUGAGCAAUCGAGACCCCGCAAUUUUCUUCCAGUUGGAGAAAAUUCAGUCCUUUAACUUUGGUUCUAAACAAUGGGAGGAGCAUGUUUGCUAUCCUUCCCGAACUCAUGGUUUUCCUAAGCGUAGAAGAUGUCAUGGUUGUGUAAUUUUUAAUUCAGUUGUGUACAUUUGCGGAGGUUAUGACGGGUCGAACAUUUUUGAUGAUAUAUGGAGCCUUGAUCUAGCGACGUUUCAAUGGAAAAAACACCACAAGGUUCUGCCUUACCCUGUUUACUUUCACUCGGCUGCAGUUACUCCGUCAGGCUACAUGUAUGUGUUUGGAGGUGUGAAGACCAUCAAUUCUAAUGAAGCCACCAGGUCAAAUGAUGUUUUUAGACUUUGUAUAGCUUGGCAGCCUCUUGUGGAAAGAUGCUGGGAAGUUGUCACAAGUUGUCUUGAAGGCAAAAGAAAUUUCCAUACAGAUCUUAAGAAUCUUGGUGUUCCGCACCAUUUCUUAGAGAGGCUGAAAUAAUAUACAUACUUCUUACUAACUUUG